This is a messenger RNA of Beta vulgaris subsp. vulgaris (sugar beet), 2835 nucleotides long. Its product is annotated as DNA gyrase subunit B, chloroplastic/mitochondrial. The record is from RefSeq and is a predicted model, not a curated record. The transcript has 21 exons. The coding region runs from base 150 to 2360 and encodes 736 amino acids. Gene Ontology annotation, molecular function: DNA binding; DNA topoisomerase type II (double strand cut, ATP-hydrolyzing) activity; ATP binding. Gene Ontology annotation, biological process: DNA topological change. Gene Ontology annotation, cellular component: chromosome. Lineage: Eukaryota; Viridiplantae; Streptophyta; Magnoliopsida; Caryophyllales; Amaranthaceae.
CUCCCUCUCUUAUCCUUGAGAGUUGAGUCUGCCGAAGAAAACCCCAGUAGAAACACAAAGGCUAAAAGUGAAAAUAGCAGCAGCAACAACAACAACAACAACAACAACAACAACAACAAAGAAGGUCUUUUUCGAAUGAAUUGAAUAAAAUGGCGCUUCUUGUUUUCAGACCUCGCAAUAUUUCUCUUCGUCUUCUCAUGGCUGCUUCUUCUUCUACUUCUCGUUACCUUUCUUCUUCAUCUUCUCUUCACUCUUAUCCAACUCCUCCACCUUCUCUCUCCUCCUCUUUCCGCCCCUCUUUUCCCCUCACUCACAGGGUGAAUUUUAGAUUGAAGAGGGUUUCAAGUAGUGCAUUGGUUAGAAAUGUGGCAUUUCCCAGAGCAGUUAUGUCUUUCAGCACUGCCACUGAGGCUAGCAAUGCUUCUAAAUCUUAUGGGUCUGAGCAAAUUCAGGUGUUGGAGGGUUUGGAUCCUGUUAGAAAAAGACCAGGGAUGUAUAUAGGAAGCACCGGUCCUCGGGGUUUGCAUCACUUGGUUUAUGAAAUUCUCGAUAAUGCAGUUGAUGAGGCACAAGCAGGGUUUGCAUCAAAGAUAGAUGUUAUCUUGUUUGCUGAUAACUCUGUGUGCAUCACCGACAACGGACGUGGGAUCCCGACAGAUGUGCAUCCAGCGACGAAGAAAUCUUCAUUGGAGACUGUUUUGACGGUCCUACACGCAGGUGGCAAAUUUGGUGGCUCAAGUAGUGGGUACAGUGUGUCCGGAGGAUUGCACGGUGUAGGUCUGUCAGUUGUCAAUGCAUUAUCUGAGGCUCUGGAAGUCACAGUUUGGCGAGAUGGAAAGGAGUACAAGCAAAAAUAUGCCCGUGGAAAGCCUGUGACAGAUUUGUCAUGUGAUGUGCUUCCGCCUGCUUCUGAAGAUUGCCAAGGGACGUGCAUCAGGUUUUGGCCUGACGGAGAAAUAUUUACUACCGAAAUUGAGUUUGAUUAUGACACUAUAGCUGGACGGGUUAGGGAGCUUGCCUUUCUUAAUCCUAAGCUGACCAUUGCUCUUAGCAAAGAGAGUGAAGACCCUGAGAAGAAUAAGUAUAAUGAGUAUUAUUAUGCUGGGGGAUUGGUUGAAUAUGUGAAAUGGCUAAACACUGAUAAGAGACCAAUCCAUGAUGUUGUUGGGUUCCAUAAAGCAGCAAAUGGUGUAACUAUUGAUGCAGCUUUACAGUGGUGUUCAGAUGCAUAUUCAGAUACAAUCUUGGGAUAUGCCAAUAGCAUACGCACAAUCGAUGGUGGUACGCACAUUGAUGGCUUCAAGACUUCAUUGACUCGAACCCUGAACAGCUUGGCGAAGAAAUCAAAGGCUAACAAGGACAAAGAUCUUACUUUAAGUGGUGAACACAUAAGGGAAGGAUUAACUUGUGUCAUUUCUGUCAAAGUGCCAGAUCCAGAGUUUGAAGGACAAACAAAGACAAGGUUAGGAAAUCCUGAAGUCCGCAAGGUGGUUGAUCAAUGUGUACAAGAUUACCUUACGGAGUAUCUAGAGUUGCAUCCUGAUGUUCUAGAUAACAUCCUUUCAAAGGCUUUGAAUGCUCUGAAGGCUGCUCUGGCUGCCAAAAGGGCAAGGGAACUAGUGAGGCAGAAAAGUGUCCUGAAGUCAUCUUCUCUUCCUGGAAAACUUGCUGAUUGCUCAGCCACCAAUCCCGAGGAAGCAGAAAUAUUUAUUGUUGAGGGAGAUUCAGCUGGUGGAAGUGCAAAACAAGGCCGGGAUAGACGUUUUCAAGCUAUCCUUCCCUUGAGAGGUAAAAUUCUAAAUGUUGAGAGGAGGGAUGAUGCAGCUAUGUAUAAGAAUGAAGAGAUUCAGAACCUAAUUCUUGGUUUGGGACUUGGAGUAAAGGGUGAAGAUUUCAAGAAGGAAGAUCUUCGCUAUCAUAAAAUUAUUAUAUUAACUGAUGCUGAUGUUGAUGGUGCUCAUAUUCGAACUUUAUUGUUAACAUUUUUCUUCAGAUAUCAGAGAGCAUUAUUUGAUGAAGGCUACAUUUAUGUGGGCGUUCCUCCCCUGUACAAGGUUGAAAGGGGAAAACAGGCUCGUUAUUGUUAUGAUGAAGCUGAACUUAAAAAAAUUCAGCGUGCCUUCCCUUCAAACGCAUCGUACACUAUUCAGAGAUUUAAAGGGUUGGGUGAGAUGAUGCCUGCUCAACUGUGGGAGACGACCAUGGAUCCAGAGAGUCGAUUGCUGAAACAAUUGACGGUAGAGGAUGCAGCUCAAGCAAGUCUGUGUUUCUCUUCUCUUAUGGGGGCCCGGGUUGAUACGCGGAAGGAGCUUAUACGAAAUGCAGCUAAUAUUGUCAACCUUGAGCAGUUAGAUAUAUAAUAACAUGCUGAUAUGCACCGAUCAUACCUUUCUGCACAAAACAUGCUUAUAUUGCCCGAGGCAUCACUUCUGCCUCUUGGGACCGUAUUUUUCGAGCUUCAAAAUACUUGAAGAUCAAUCCGGAAAUCAUAGCCUCUCUGCAAAGUAGUGGAAGCAAUAUCCACAGAUUUUCUCCAUUGUUUGGCAGGUUGCUAGAAAAUUUUCCAUGUCUCAUAGUUUUGCUGAAUUAUCAUAAAUUAGGUGUAAUAUUAUCUUCAAGCACAUGGUUAUAGCAUUCUCACCCUGCAUAGGAACACUCAAGAAACGAAUUAAGUUGGUUUUGGAAAAGAAAAAGUUUGUAGGCUGGUUGUAUUCAUUUCAUAUGUAUAGUUCUGUUACGAUCACGCUAAUUUCAGAUUGUAAUCUUAAGCAAUUAGUUAUUUAAGCACACAUUCAUGUCUACCAAGGAGAUUCAUUAAUACAAUUAGUUAUCUCA